This is a messenger RNA of Gorilla gorilla gorilla (western lowland gorilla), 1532 nucleotides long. It is a transcript of the gene BRIX1, whose product is annotated as biogenesis of ribosomes BRX1. The transcript is spliced from 10 exons. Gene Ontology annotation, cellular component: nucleolus. The record is from RefSeq and is a predicted model, not a curated record. The coding region runs from base 284 to 1345 and encodes 353 amino acids. Gene Ontology annotation, biological process: ribosomal large subunit assembly; rRNA processing. Lineage: Eukaryota; Metazoa; Chordata; Mammalia; Primates; Hominidae. Gene Ontology annotation, molecular function: rRNA binding.
AAAGUCCCUGAGGCGGAGCGAGGCGGCUCCGAGGAAUCGCGGAGGAAGUGAAGCCUAUCCCGCCACUCUUCAGACCGGCCCUCCACCUCGGCCACCGUCACCACAGAGCUGAAGGAGGCCUAGAGAGCCGCGCGUGCCGCGCCACCGAGACCGGAAGGAGGCGGCACAGACCUGGAGGACGACCGCGGAGCUGAGCGCUUAGAGCCGCCGAACCAUAGAGAUCGGAAAUAGGAGCGAGCGGCAGCGCCGGAAAGGAGGCCAAGAGCGCGGGCGGCGAGGCAAGAUGGCGGCAACCAAGAGGAAACGGCGUGGAGGCUUUGCAGUUCAGGCGAAGAAGCCAAAAAGGAACGAAAAAGAUGCAGAGCCGCCAGCUAAGCGGCACGCCACAGCAGAGGAGGUGGAGGAAGAAGAGAGGAACCGGAUCCCAGGCCCCGUUUGCAAGGGAAAGUGGAAAAAUAAGGAACGGAUUCUCAUCUUUUCUUCCAGAGGAAUAAAUUUUAGAACAAGACAUUUAAUGCAGGACUUGAGAAUGUUGAUGCCUCAUUCUAAAGCAGAUACUAAAAUGGAUCGUAAGGAUAAGCUAUUUGUGAUUAACGAGGUUUGUGAAAUGAAGAACUGUAAUAAAUGCAUCUAUUUUGAAGCUAAGAAAAAACAGGAUCUGUAUAUGUGGCUUUCAAAUUCACCUCACGGACCAUCUGCUAAAUUCCUUGUUCAAAAUAUUCAUACCCUCGCUGAACUAAAGAUGACUGGAAACUGUUUGAAAGGUUCUCGGCCCCUUUUGUCUUUUGACCCUGCUUUUGAUGAAUUACCACAUUAUGCUUUGUUAAAAGAACUCUUAAUUCAGAUCUUUAGUACACCACGGUAUCAUCCCAAAAGCCAACCAUUUGUGGACCACGUAUUUACUUUCACCAUUUUGGAUAAUAGGAUAUGGUUUCGGAACUUUCAGAUCAUAGAAGAAGAUGCUGCUCUUGUAGAAAUAGGACCUCGUUUUGUCUUAAAUCUCAUAAAGAUUUUCCAGGGAAGUUUUGGAGGACCAACUUUAUAUGAAAAUCCUCACUACCAGUCACCAAACAUGCAUCGGCGUGUCAUAAGAUCCAUCACAGCUGCAAAAUACAGAGAGAAACAGCAAGUGAAAGAUGUGCAAAAACUGAGAAAGAAAGAGCCAAAGACUCUUCUUCCACAUGAUCCCACUGCAGACGUUUUUGUCACACCAGCUGAGGAGAAACCAAUAGAAAUACAGUGGGUAAAACCAGAGCCAAAAGUUGAUUUGAAAGCAAGAAAGAAACGGAUUUACAAAAGGCAAAGAAAAAUGAAACAGAGGAUGGACAGUGGGAAAACAAAAUAAGUCAAUGGAAACCUGAUUUGUUUUUCAGUUACUUUAUAUUUAUUUUGUAUUCAAUGUGUAAAUAUUUUUAUUAUCUAAUACUAUCUUACGUCUAAUUAGUGUAGCAUUUACAAGAAAGAAAAAUUAAGACCUUAAAAUCAGUGAUUAUCUUUUUCUGAAUAAAAUAUCACCAGAAUUCAUCAGUUAA